Molecule: messenger RNA, 595 nt
Organism: Camelina sativa (false flax)
Lineage: Eukaryota; Viridiplantae; Streptophyta; Magnoliopsida; Brassicales; Brassicaceae
Source: RefSeq, a predicted model, not a curated record
UUUCGGAUUCUUUCCUCAGGUUCCCACGCGCCACCGCGAAACAGCAAAAUCCAAAAUUCGGCGAAGAUAUGCAAGGAGGAGGAGGAGUGUGGAGCCAACUAUGGAGGAAAUACGCUGAUUAUAACUACAACAAGUUCGAGAGAUUUGCUGUAUGGGAAAUGAUCGAACCUUACCGCCGGCCAAAAACCUUCACGGCUUUGAUUACUAUCUAUGUCGCCGCCUUUUACACCGGCGUCAUCGGCGCUGCAGUUACAGAGCAGCUCUACAAGGAGAAGUUUUGGGAAGAGCACCCUGGGAAAACGGUGCCUCUGAUGAAGCCAGUAUUCUAUCGAGGACCAUGGAGAGUUUAUCGCGGUGAGGCUAUUGCUUCAGAUGCUAGCAGCCAGUGAAGGUAACAUCAGAGACUAUGGUCAAAGGAUAUAUCUCCGCUAUGUCAAUGUGCAUGUAUCCUACUUUGAGUUGUUUAAAUGUUCUUAGGUCUAUUGAAGAAUAGACUCUGUUAAAGAAUUGGUUUUUCCUACUUGUAAUGAACAGUCUCAUUAUAGUAUUAAUGAUUUGAUAAGAGAAGUUUAAGGGUAUUCAUCCAUUCCUUUGA